AUGACGCUUAUCAUUGCCUCUUUGUUUCUACCACACCAGCCACAAUUUGAGUUAAAUGUCCAACAAGGUGAUGGUUCUGAAUUGGUUGAUUCAAAUUUAGUCAAAGUCAAUAACCAGUCUACUGAACAAUUAAAGAAGCACAGAAAUGGAUCUGUGAAUUCGAAUACGACACCAUUUAGCGGUGCUAACGCAUCUCAGGAGGCUUUAGGGUCAUCAGAAUCUGACCAAAGUCCUCAGUCGGCUCAGUACAGUUUGGAAGGGCCUAUGAGUUCUGAGAAGUUCAUGCAGAGUUUGACUGCUAAUGCUACUGCUUCUCAAUCACCAGCAAAUCCUGCUGUAGGGAACAGAGCACAUUCUGCGGAAGCAUUUUUCAAUAACCCAGUUAAUGAACAAAGAGUGACCUCUGGUGGCUCUUCAAUACCAGAGACUCCAGAUUCGGCUGCACAACAACCAAUUAGUUCUCAUGAUUCUACUGCCAACCUUUUGAGAAAUGUCAAUAAAUCCCUUUUACACCAGUCAGUACUCAAUAAUGCUAAUACUUCGCAAUUUUGUGCUGAAGGUGCUUCUAAACAACCUACUGGUAAUUCCAACAGUACCGUCGUCACCCCUAAAUCAAGAUCUGUGCCUUCUGUGAAUAAUGCUGUGGUUAAUUUUGCCAAAGUGAAGAGGCAACAACAGAAUGCAACUUUACCUUCGAUGAGAAGAGUUCCGGCAAGAUCAUCAGGUGGACCUCCAGCACCUUCUAAUUUGAAAUUCUCUCAGAUGGCAGGUACCGAUUCACAUGAGCAUGCAGUAUUGGGUUCAGACUCAGAAGAAGAUGACAACGUUGAAAAUAGUGAUUCUGAUUUGGAGGCAGAUGGCAAUCACGAAUACUAUGUGCCCAAGUUUGGUGGGUAUUCAAACGAUGCGAAGAUAAGAAGUUCGAUUUUGAAAACUUCUCAAGAAUUAUUUUCAAAGAUCCCUUGGAAGAUUGUUCCCAGUGAUAAAGGCAACGGUGCACUAAAAAAUGCCAUCUUCACAGCAGUUAGGGAGAGACUAAUUAAGGAUCCAGUUAGAUUCGUGGGUACAGCAGGUAUCCCCACAGAUGAAAUUCCCAAAGAUAUUUCGGCAAAGAUUGUUGAAAAAUUGGAAGAUGAGUAUUCGUCUUCAACUGUGAUUGCAGAUGACGUUACGUUCAAGGGUGCUUAUAAGAACUUCUGUAAACAAAUCUUAUGGCCCACUUUACAUUACGAAAUUCCAGAUAAUCCCAACUCCAAGGCAUUUGAAAACCACUCUUGGAGUUAUUACCAGAGGUUGAACCAAUUGUUUGCCGACAAAAUCGUUAGCGUUUAUAAAGAAGGUGAUACUAUAUGGAUUCAUGACUAUCAUCUGUUGUUAGUGCCAGAGAUGGUCAGAAAAGAGCUUCCACAUGCUAAGAUUGGCUUCUUCCUUCAUGUUUCUUUCCCCAGUAGUGAGGUGUUUAGAUGCCUUGCUCAAAGAGAAAAGAUACUAAUGGGUCUAUUAGGUGCCAAUUUUAUUGGGUUUCAGACUAAGGAAUACGCUAGACACUUUUUACAGACUUCAAACAGAUUGUUGAUGACGGAUAUCAGUGAAACGGAGGCAAAAUACAGAGGUAAGAUUGUUGCCGUUAAGUCUACCCCAGUAGGUAUAGAUUUUUUCGAUUUGAACUCCCAAUUAAGAAAUGAAAGGGUAUUACAAUGGCGUCAAUUGAUUAGAAACCGUUGGAAGAACAAGAAGUUGAUUGUUUGUCGUGAUCAAUUCGAUCGUAUUAGAGGGUUGGAGAAGAAAAUGCUUGCCUAUGAGAGGUUCCUCAAGGAAAAUCCUGAAUACGUGGAACAAGUCGUUUUGAUUCAAAUUACCAUGGGCGCUGAGAAGGAUUCUAUUUCUGAACGUAAUAUUAUGCUUGUCGUUGAUAGGAUUAAUUCGUUAUCACCAAACGUAAGUGACUCACAACCAGUGGUAUUCCUUCACCAAGAUUUGGAUUUUGCUCAAUACCUGGCGUUAUCUGCAGAAGCUGAUGCUUUUAUGGUAAAUCCUUUACGUGGUGGUAUGAACUUGACUUGUCAUGAAUUUGCCUCCUGUUCGGAGGAUAAGAACUCACCGCUAUUAUUAUCAGAAUUUACCGGAAGUGCCAACGUUCUGCGGGGAGCUAUCUUGGUGAACCCUUGGGAUAUUAAGACCGUUGCCCAAUGCAUUAAGAAGGCACUAGAGAUGCCACUCUAUCAAAAAAGACAAAACUGGAAGAAAAUGGUCAAAAGUAUUAUUGAGAAUGAUUCCGACAACUGGAUUACCACAUCUCUACAGGAAAUCAAUUUCGCCUGGGAAUUUAAUAAGGAGAGAUCAACGGUGCUUAAGCUGCUACCAGAUCAAAUCAAGAAAGAUUACCAAGCAUCCAAAAAGCACAUCUUCUUUUUCAAAAUUUCUGAGCCACCAACUCCAAAGACACUUUCCACUUUACAUGAUUUAGCAUCUAAACAUUACGUUUACGUGUUGAACUCCUUUUCUAAGGCCACUUUAGAAAAUUUGUACAACCGUGUACCUGGCCUUGGUCUCAUGGCAGAAAAUGGUGCAUAUGUUAAAGUAAACGGUCUUUGGUACACAAUUGCAGAUGAAACGGAUUGGAUAGACGAUGUGGUUAAAAUUCUAGACGACAAGAUGGAAAGAUUACCAGGUUCUUAUUACAAGAUUUCGGAUUCUAUGGUUAGAUUCCAUACAGAAAAUGCAGAGGACAGAGAUCGUGUUGUAGGUGUUGUUGGUGAAGCCAUUACUCACAUCAACACCAUUUUUGAUGGACGUGGUAUUCAUGCUUAUAUCCACAAGAAUAUUAUGUUUGUUCAACAAUUGAAUCUUUCACUAAGUGCCGCUCAAUUCGUGCUCAAAUUUCACAGAAGCAAAACUGAUCCAAGCUCAUCCUCACCUGUGACACCUACAGAUAUAGCAGCUUCUCCAUCCCCUUCACAUUUGGGCUCAAAUGAUAAUAGUGGCAGCAACAGUUAUUUCACCUUCCCUGCGAAAUCUUCACAACACCAUUUAGAUUUUGCCUGCGUCACUGGUUCUUCGUCACCAGUGUUAGAGCCUUUAUUCCAGCUCAUAAGAGAGGAGGUAAAACGUGGUUUCCUCCGCUACGGUUACACAAUUGUUUAUGGUAAUGCUACUUCUACUUAUGCCAAGGAGCACGUUGAUGGUCUCAACGAACUUCUAUCUAUCCUCGAAGGCAUCAACCGGAAAUCUUUAUAA
This is a messenger RNA of Zygosaccharomyces rouxii, 3237 nucleotides long. RefSeq names its product trehalose 6-phosphate synthase/phosphatase complex subunit (gene TPS3). The coding region runs from base 1 to 3237 and encodes 1078 amino acids. Gene Ontology annotation, biological process: trehalose biosynthetic process. The record is from RefSeq and is a predicted model, not a curated record. Gene Ontology annotation, molecular function: catalytic activity. Lineage: Eukaryota; Fungi; Ascomycota; Saccharomycetes; Saccharomycetales; Saccharomycetaceae. Gene Ontology annotation, cellular component: alpha,alpha-trehalose-phosphate synthase complex (UDP-forming); cytosol. The transcript has a single exon.